GCAAAACAUCAUAAAUAAGCUCUCAACAUAUUUAAUACAACUCAAAACAACCUUAUUAGAGAAUCUUAAACAGCAUAAAAAACAUUUACUAUUACGCCAAACGGAGAUCAAAGUUCAUUAUCUAAAUAGCCGCGUCACGGCAAGAGAGCUGCCGUCUUAUCAUCGUCAUCAAUGACUGAUGAAAUCACAGACAUAACGAUAUCGUAAGGCAAAGUGAACGAAUUAGUUUUGCCUGGUUAUUUAACUCACCAACAGCAAGGCGACAAAUCCAAAUAACCACAAAAAUGAAAGUCCAAAGAAGUCUCCUUAAACUGGGCCAACAGAUGACGACGGUCGUGCGUCACUCCAGCACUAAUGGUAAUGGUCAAUGUAAUCCACUCAAAGUGCUAACCAAACAUUAUGAAGAAAUCUCGAUUCCUGUACCCUGGGGUCACAUAUCGGGCAAAUGGUAUGGUCCCAAGCAUGUGCGUCCCAUAGUGGGCAUGCAUGGCUGGCAGGAUAAUGCAGGAACCUUUGAUACUUUGGCUCCGCUGCUGCCAUCCCAUUUAUCCUUUUUAAGUAUAGAUGCUCCGGGACAUGGUCUGUCUUCGUGGUUGCCGCCAGGAAUAUCCUAUCACUCAAUUGAUUACGUUCUACUCAUACGACGACUUAUGGAUGAAUAUAACUGGGAUAAAAUCACAAUGAUGGGACAUUCCAUGAGCUCAAUUAAUGGUUUUGUCUUCAGCGCCCUGUUUCCCGACAAAGUGGAUAUGUUUAUUGGCUUAGAUGUCCUUAAGCCACCCAUACGCAGUGCCAGGCAUAUUGUGGAUGCUCUUAGUGAACGCUUGGAAGGCACUCUGAAGCUGGAGAAACGCUUGCAAAGUAACAAAGAGCCACCCGCCUAUGAUUGGGAUCAAUGUGUGACACGUUUGCAUGAGGGAUCCAACAAAUCCGUGUCCCUGGAUGCAUGCAAAUAUCUGCUGCAACGAAACUUGAAGCCAUCUACUCACGAGCCACAUAAGUAUUACUUUUCAAGGGACAACCGACUGAAGAAUUCCCUCUUCUACACUCUGCACUUGGAUGUACCCCUGGUGAUGGCUGGACGCAUCAAGUGUCCACAUUUAUUCAUUAAGGCCCUGCAGGCUCCUUACUAUGAGAAAAAGGAAUACUACGAUGCUACAUUAGUCGAACUUAAAAAGAAUCCUCUAUUUGAAUACUACGAAGUGGAUGGCACACACCAUGUCCAUCUGAAUGAACCAGAGAAAGUGGCACCGAUAAUAAAUUCGUUUAUCAAUAAGUAUCGACCCUUAUGAGAUAGGGUUCCAUUGGACCUAGAUAUAUAAAAUUAGUUGAAAUGCCAUUAAAUUGAUAUUUUGUAACUAAAUACUUCUAAAAUUGAAAUGUACCAAUCUGUUUGUCUAAUGUAGAACAUUACUUAACAAAUCUAGACCCAAUUUACAGACAUUCGUUCGACUUAUAUUAGGUAAAAGUAAAUUUUAACCAGUGUUUGAUCGACAUAAAAAUGAUCGUGUUUUAUAUAAGAAUGCCCAUGAUAUGCUAAUUAUCGUAAUGCUUAUAUAUUCCUAACGUAAAAUCCAAUAAAGUUAUUUAUUUUCUAUCCUA
Molecule: messenger RNA, 1602 nt
Organism: Drosophila willistoni
Lineage: Eukaryota; Metazoa; Arthropoda; Insecta; Diptera; Drosophilidae
Product: probable serine hydrolase
Exons: 2
Coding region: 285-1292 (335 amino acids)
Source: RefSeq, a predicted model, not a curated record